UCCCCCUGACUAUCCCAGUCCAGUUGCUCCGCCCGCUCGCCCCAAACCUCUCCGGCUUCUCCUAGCGCUCCUUCAGCUAUAGCGUUGCGCUCCGCCCCGGGCUGUCCACAGCUCCUCCAAACCGACCCCGUCCCAGGCUUGGGUGGAGCUCCUUUCCUGGCUAGGCUAAGAGGGGACCCAGCGGAGAAGGGGUGGUGCCGGCUGCGGGAGGCGGAUUGGGCGGGGAAGGGCCCGGAGAGAAGCCGAGGUCGGCUGUCACCCAGCUCCCUCCCCCUACGUGCGUCUGCUUUGGAUCCGACUUCUCCUCCGCCUUUACCGUCUCCCCGCCUCCUCCCGCGUGCAGCUGGGAGACCCUCGGGACUCUGCUCCGCUGGCCAAAGCGGAUGGGCAGCGGGGUCUGGGGCGGCUGGAGCUUGCGGAGGGAGUCCAGACCAGCAAGAAGUAAACAGAGACAUGUGAAAUAGAGUUGGGUUAUUUUGUUUGCCACCUGACUGAGGAAGCUUGAGCAGGUAGGAAAGAAGGAUAAUGAAAAUGGAGACCUCCAGUACAUCCAGAGAUUUGCAGGAGCUGCAGAAGAAGCUAGCUUCAUUGAUCAAUUCCAUCCAGAGCAACUCCAAGGUGAUUGCUUUUAUGAACUCUCCAAUUGGUCGAUACCUCGAUAAACAUCCCUUUGUUGCCUUAACCUUGCUGAUGUUCAUUAUGAUAUCUGCCAUUCCCAUUGGAAUCUUUCUACUGCUUGUGGUCCUGAUGUCUCUGGCUGCCUGUGUUGGAGUUAUAUUAGUGGAAGGAGUCGUUAUAUCUGUAGGCGGUCUCAGCCUGCUCUGUGUGCUGUGUGGCUUGGGUUUCGUGUCACUGGCCAUGUCUGGGACCCUCAGCGUGUGCUACGUGGUUCUCUCGAGCCUCAUCAACUAUUGGUUCUCUUUUGGCUCACUGAAACAUCACCAUAUCCUUGAAAGCAAGCGCCCAAUGACUGUCCAGUAUCCCGAUUCUACCAGGCACGACUGAGUGAAAGCAGUACUUUGUUUUAAAAGGCUUUGGGACAUGUUGUUUAUGACAUUGGAUUAUAGCUUUUGUCAGGGGGCAGGACUAAUAGGUGAUCACCACCACAGAAAUAUUCUUUAGUAUUUUCAGGGUUGAUUGUUGCAGGACCCCUGGGAGAACAAGAUUCACAGGGUCCUUCGGGGUGUCGAUGCAGCAGCAGUCAGAAAGGCUUUGUCAUGGGGCUAUACCCACAAGAGUAAUACCAGCAAGUCUUGGAAAUGACACAACUCCAUCUCUUUCCCCAUCCCUCUUCCAAAGUAAAACAAUAAAUAAAAGAGUUAAAAAUCCUCUCCUGGAUAGAGAGGCUGCUAGUAUUCUGAAAAAGCCAAAACCUAAGCCUUAGGACUUACCUCUAGGGGCUCAAUGUCUUUAAAUGUGGGACUUUAUUCAAAGCAGAUUGGCAAGGGAUUGAGUUCUUCCAUUUGGAUCUGGGUAUGGGGAGAGAAAGAAACACAAGCCUUAAUUACUUUUAUCAGAAUAAUAACAUUAGCAGCUACUUAUUCAAGACUGAAAUUCUGUUAUUAGAAUUUAUUGUUGAAGAUAUUUGACUGAAAGGACUAAAAGGGAUGCACUCCAAACAUGUACUGUUAAUCUUUUUAAUAGUUUGAAAAAAAUACUUAUGUAUUUUGGGAGUAUUGUUUCAGAGUUUGCUCUAUUAGUCUAUUUCCUGGAAAAUGUAUGUAAAAGGACACACUUUAGCACUUCUGUUCCCAUGAUAAUGCAUUAUUUGCCUGUUACUUUAUUAAACUAAAUUCUAUUUA
This is a messenger RNA of Dromiciops gliroides (monito del monte), 1802 nucleotides long. RefSeq names its product lipid droplet assembly factor 1 (gene LDAF1). The coding region runs from base 526 to 1005 and encodes 159 amino acids. NCBI's taxonomy places the organism in Eukaryota, Metazoa, Chordata, Mammalia, Microbiotheria, Microbiotheriidae. The transcript has 5 exons. The record is from RefSeq and is a predicted model, not a curated record.